Messenger RNA from Kogia breviceps (pygmy sperm whale), 3613 nucleotides. It is a transcript of the gene DPP4, whose product is annotated as dipeptidyl peptidase 4. Gene Ontology annotation, biological process: proteolysis. The record is from RefSeq and is a predicted model, not a curated record. Gene Ontology annotation, cellular component: plasma membrane. Gene Ontology annotation, molecular function: serine-type endopeptidase activity. NCBI's taxonomy places the organism in Eukaryota, Metazoa, Chordata, Mammalia, Artiodactyla, Physeteridae.
CCUGCGCGCCCAGCAGACGCCCCGUGCCCCGCGCGCCCGUGGGGAGGUGCCUCUCAGGCGCUCCCCGGCCGGGACGCCACUGCCGGGGCCCGGCGCGCCUUCGCUCGCAGCCUGCCCGCGGCCCUUUAUACCCAGCGGGACCGGCGCUCACUAAUGUUUAACUCGGGGUUGAAACUUGGGAGCGCCGAGUGACUGCGCGCCCGGGGCUGCGGAGCUAGCUACACGCGCGUCCGGGAGGCUCGCCUGACUUCUGCCUGCGCUCCCGCUCCGAAAGCUUAGCUCUGAGGAGACGCCGACCAUGAAGACACCGUGGAAGGUGCUCCUGGGACUGCUGGGGAUCGCUGCACUCGUCACCGUCAUCACCGUGCCUGUGGUCCUGCUGAACAAAGGCAAUGAUGCUACAGCUGAUAGUCGCAGAACCUACGCUCUAACCGAUUAUUUAAAAAAUACUUUUAGAGUGAAGUUCUACAACUUGCGAUGGGUUUCAGAUCAUGAGUAUCUCUACAAACAAGAAAAUAAUAUCUUGCUAUUCAAUGCUGAAUAUGGAAACAGCUCCAUGUUCUUGGAGAACAGUACAUGUGAUGAAUUUGGAUAUUCUAUAAAUGAUUAUUCAGUAUCUCCCGAUAGACAGUAUAUUCUCCUCGAAUACAACUAUGCGAAGCAAUGGAGGCAUUCCUACACAGCUUCGUAUGACAUUUAUGACUUAAAUAAGAGGCAGCUAAUUACAGAAGAGAGAAUCCCAAACAACACACAGUGCAUCACAUGGUCACCAGUGGGUCAUAAAUUGGCAUACGUUUGGAAAAAUGAUAUUUAUGUCAAAAAUGAACCAAAUUCGCCAAGUCAGAGGAUCACAUGGACUGGGAAAGAAGAUGUAAUCUAUAAUGGAAUAACUGACUGGGUUUAUGAAGAGGAAGUCUUCAGUACUUACUCCGCUCUGUGGUGGUCUCCAAACGGCACUUUUUUAGCAUAUGCCCAAUUUAACGACACACAAGUCCCCCUGAUUGAAUACUCCUUCUACUCUGAUGAGUCACUGCAGUACCCAAAGACCAUGCAGAUUCCUUAUCCAAAGGCAGGAGCUGUGAACCCAACUGUAAAUUUCUUUGUUGUAAAUACCGCCACUCUCAGCCCAGACAUCAAUGCAACUUCCCAACAAAUCAUUCCUCCUGCUUCCGUGUUAAUAGGGGAUUUCUACUUGUGUGAUGUGACAUGGGUAACCGAAGAAAGGAUUUCUUUGCAGUGGAUCCGGAGGAUUCAGAACUAUUCAAUCAUGGAUAUCUGUGACUACGAUGAGUCCACCGGAAGAUGGAUUUCCUCAGUGGGACGGCAACACAUUGAAAUGAGUACCACUGGCUGGGUUGGAAGAUUUAGGCCUGCAGAACCUCAUUUUACCUCUGACGGGAAUAACUUCUACAAGAUCAUCAGCAACGAAGAGGGCUACAAACACAUUUGUCAUUUCCAAACAGAUGAGACAAAUUGCACAUUUAUUACAAAAGGAGCCUGGGAGGUCAUUGGGAUAGAAGCUCUUACCAGUGAUUACCUAUACUACAUUAGUAAUGAACAUAAAGGAAUGCCAGGUGGAAGAAAUCUUUAUAAAAUCCAACUUAAUUACCACACAAAAGUGACGUGCCUUAGUUGUGAGCUGAAUCCAGAAAGGUGUCAGUACUACUCUGUAUCAUUUAGUAAAGAGGCAAAGUACUAUCAGCUGAGGUGUUCUGGCCCUGGUCUGCCCCUCUAUACUCUGCAUAGCAACAGCAAUGAUAAAGAACUGAGAGUCCUGGAAGACAAUUCAGCUUUGGAUAAAAUGCUGCAGGAUGUCCAGAUGCCCUCAAAAAAACUGGACUUCAUUUAUUUGCACAAAACAAAAUUCUGGUAUCAGAUGAUCUUGCCUCCUCAUUUUGAUAAAUCCAAGAAAUAUCCUCUGCUAAUAGAUGUAUAUGCAGGCCCCUGUAGUCAAAAAGCAGAUGCUGUCUUCAGACUCAACUGGGCUACUUAUCUUGCGAGCACAGAAAACAUUAUAGUAGCUAGCUUUGAUGGCAGAGGAAGUGGUUACCAAGGAGAUAAGAUCAUGCAUGCAGUCAACAGAAGACUGGGAACAUUUGAAGUUGAAGAUCAAAUUGAAGCAACCAGACAAUUUUCAAAAAUGGGAUUUGUGGAUGACAAACGGAUUGCAAUUUGGGGCUGGUCAUAUGGAGGGUAUGUAACCUCAAUGGUCCUGGGAGCAGGAAGUGGCGUGUUCAAGUGUGGAAUAGCCGUGGCGCCCGUGUCAAAGUGGGAGUACUAUGACUCCGUGUACACAGAACGUUACAUGGGUCUUCCAACUCCAGAAGACAACCUUGACCAUUACAGGAAUUCAACAGUCAUGAGCAGAGCUGAAAAUUUUAAACAAGUUGAGUACCUCCUUAUUCAUGGAACAGCAGAUGAUAACGUUCACUUUCAGCAGUCAGCUCAGAUCUCCAAAGCCCUGGUGGAUGCUGGAGUGGAUUUCCAGUCAAUGUGGUAUACAGAUGAAGACCAUGGGAUCGCCAGCAGCACAGCGCACCAGCACAUAUACACCCACAUGAGCCACUUCCUAAAGCAAUGCUUCUCUCUACCUUAGCACCUUGGAACAGCAUGCCAUUUAAAGCUUCUGAAAAGCCACUUUUGCUCUCAUUAUCUCAAAACUGCACCAUCAAGAUGAUGAUGUUAAAAAAGUACACUCAAAUCAAGAAAUGUAAGGUUACCUUUGUUCCCAAAUUUCAUAUCUGUAACCCGAAGUAGGGACUUCUGUCUUUGCAAGAGAUUAUUACCUUAUGGAAGUUUGAAUUAUUCAGUCUGGUUUUGUUUAUUAUUUAAAAUCACUUCCAUAUCAGUUAGUGAAACAACAAAUAAGAAUUGUUUUUAUGGGAGCUUUGCAGAGGUUCCCUGGGCAGCAUUUUUUUCUAACUGGACUAGACUUGUUCUCUUCUUGGAAGGAGUGUCAGGAUGUGGGCCGUGAUAUCACUGAGGCAGGGGUAAGAAAAGAGGGGGUAGGGAAAGAAGCUGGCAGGGCGAGGCUGUGAACCUCAGUCCAAGCCUGCUGACCCGACCAGGCUGCUAUCAGCUCCUCGAAGAGCUGUUCACAGCCAGACUGGCACAGUUUUCUGAGAAAGACUAUUCAAACAGUCUCAGGAAAUCAUAUAUGCAAAAGCACUGACUUCUGAAUAAAACCACAGCAGUUGAAUAGACUCCAAAGAAAUGAGAGAGAAACUGCCAACAAUGCAGGGCCCCCAGGUGCCAGUUAUGGCUAUAGGUGCUACAAAAACACAGCAAGGGUGAUGGGAAAGCAUUGUAAAUGUGCUUUAAAAAUACUGAUGUUUCCUAGUGAGAGAGGCAGCUUGGAACGGAGAUGUGAACACAUCAGCUUGCCCUGUUAAGAGAUGAAAAUAUUUGUAUUGCAAAUCCUAACUUGAAGGAGUCUUUGCAUCAGUUUUUCUUAUUUCAUUUCUUUGAGCAUCUAAUUAAAAGAAUAUUUUAACUUCCUUGGACUUGUUUUUAAAAAUUGAAAAUUAGCUACAAAUGUGUGUAAUAUGAUUCCCACUCUACAUAUGGUGGAAUUUCUCCUGGUCAGUAAUAAAUGUGCCUUCAUUUUUUCAGA